Amyelois transitella is the source of this 1374-nucleotide messenger RNA. RefSeq lists its product as uncharacterized. Bases 141 to 1025 code for a protein of 294 amino acids. The transcript is spliced from 5 exons. The record is from RefSeq and is a predicted model, not a curated record. NCBI's taxonomy places the organism in Eukaryota, Metazoa, Arthropoda, Insecta, Lepidoptera, Pyralidae.
GUCGCUUUUUUCGUUAUUUUUAACAUUUCAAAUAUUAUAUAGAAUGUGAUUGGUUAAUUGUGUUGUGUUAGUUUAGUGUAUGUUGAUGUGAAAUGUAGAUUUUAUUGUUAGUUGUGUAAAGUACCUAUUUAGUGUAAAUUAUGCUUAAAUCUAGGAUGAGUCAAAUCCUGGUGCUGAUGUCCUGCCUAGUGGCGUGUGUGCUGGGCCACGGCCGAGUUCUCCAGCCCCCCUCCAGGGCUUCGGCCUGGAGGUUUGGCUUCCCCACCGCCCCCAACUAUGACGACGACGGCUUAAACUGCGGAGGGUUCGCAAAUCAGUGGUCCGGGAACGGGGGCAGAUGCGGUAUCUGUGGUGAUCCUUACGAAGCGCCAAUCCCCCGUCCCCACGAACUUGGCGGGAAGUAUGGAGACGGCGUGAUCGUCGCUAGUUACCUGCCCGGGUCCCUGUUCACCGCCACCGUGGAGCUCACAGCCUACCACAGGGGCUUCUGGGAAUUCAAACUCUGCCCCGACCCUGGCAUUGACGACCAAGAAUGCUUUGACAGUUUCGUAUUAGAAUUAGAAGACGGGGGCACCAAAUUUUAUCCAAAUCGAGGAAGCUCAAAAUAUAGCGUCAAUUACAGAUUACCCCCCGGAUUGAGCUGUGAUCAUUGCGUCUUACAAUGGAGGUAUACAGCUGGGAAUAAUUGGGGAAUAUGCGCGAAUGGAACUCAGGGUUUGGGGUGCGGAAACCAAGAGCAAUUCGGCGCGUGUUCAGAUAUUUCCAUCGUCAGUUCUAGAAGCUUCGAAGACAAUGUGCUGAGAGAGGAUUAUCAGGAUGUCCCGUAUCCGUUGAUGAGUUUCUUGAAAAAUGGGUACUUUGAUGCUAAGCAAGGCGUCCUGCAACUUCUGAGAGGACUGUACGAGUAUCCGCGGCAAAAGUCAGAGGCGAAAACUAGACAUGUCAAAGCUAAGCGAAGGAAAAAGAAGAAUAAGAAGAAAACCAAGCCACAUAAAUGGAAAAAGAUGCUGUAUUCAAAGUUCUGAUCAGACGAAGUUCAAAAUACCAAAGAAGAGAAAGCGUGUUUCCGAUAGAUGACAGUCUUCGUACAUUAAGACUUCAGAGAUCUGAUUAGAUAACUUAUUAUUCAGACGUUCAUGAAAUUCAGUAAGAACAUUUGACGAGUGGCAACACUCAAGAAAACGCUUCAUAGCAUAAAACUCUUUACACGACUGCGCAUGAAAGGUGUACAAUUUAUAGGGUGCAGUGUUGUUUGCAUGUGUAAGUUUAUUUACUACGACAUACAAUCAAAACCUUGGACAAAAUAACCUAAAACAGCAACCUUAUUUUAAAAAUAAUGGAAAACAAAUCACAAAAUAAAACAAUUAUUUCUAA